Pristis pectinata (smalltooth sawfish) is the source of this 1641-nucleotide messenger RNA. RefSeq names its product stum, mechanosensory transduction mediator homolog (gene stum). The record is from RefSeq and is a predicted model, not a curated record. Lineage: Eukaryota; Metazoa; Chordata; Chondrichthyes; Rhinopristiformes; Pristidae. The coding region runs from base 1 to 1152 and encodes 383 amino acids. The transcript has 5 exons.
AUGGCGCGCGACGACAGAGCUAAGCGAGCCCACAGCCAACGGAAUCAGAUCGAAGCUCUGAAGUCCUGCCGCGUCCAGUCCCCGCGGCUCCACUCAGUGCGCCCGGCGCGGCGGGAGCGGGGGUCCGGGAUCCCACCCGGAUCGGUGCAGCAGCCGCGGACCGGGAUCAGUCACAAAUCCGGGAUUAAUCCAGGGUCGUCUUGGAUGCAGCGGGUCCGGGAUCCGUGCACGAGCACCGGGAUCCGUGCACGAGCACCGGGAUCAGUCCGGGAGCAACAGGUCCGGGAUCCGACUAAGAUUCGGGAACCACGGAACCCGGGAACAGUCUGGAUAAAUCGGGAUCAAUCGAGGAAGAGCGCAUCCGGAAUCAAACUGGAUCAACCGGGAUCAAAUCAGGAUCGACCCGGGAGCAGCCCGGGAUCCACCCGGGAUAGUGGGAUCAAUGCACCGCCAGCGGAUCCGGGAUCGGACCGGGAGCCGCCCGGGGUGGCAGCGGGAUCCGCCCGGGAUCUCAGUGGGAUCAAUGCACCGCCAGCGGAUCCGGGAUCGGACCGGGAGCCGCCCGGCGUGGCAGCGGGAUCCGCCCGGGAUCUCAGUGGGAUCAAUGCACCGCCAGCGGAUCCGGGAUCGGACCGGGAGCCGCCCGGCGUGGCAGCGGGAUCCGCCCGGGAUCUCAGUGGGAUCAAUGCACCGCCAGCGGAUCCGGGAUCGGACCGGGAGCAGCCCGGCGUGGCAGCGGGAUCCGCCCUCCCGGAGUCGACCGGGAGCAAGGAUGCGAUGCAGCCCAAGAGCUGGAGCGGGUCGAUGUCCCUCAGCCUGGGCACCGUGGUCCGGGUGCGGGAGAAGAAGGGUCGGCUGAGGGCGGCCAUCCCCUACAUGCCCUUCCCGCUGGCUCUCUUCUGCCUGUUCUUAAACACCUUCAUCCCCGGAAUGGGAACCUUCCUGUCAGCCUUCACGGUGCUGUGCGGCGCGCAGACGGACCUGCAAAACCGCCACGUGUGCUGCGCCUUCCUGCUCAACGUGGCUGCCGCCUUCAUUCAGAUCGUCACGGCGGUGGUGAUCGUGGGCUGGAUCAUGAGCAUCUUCUGGGGGAUGGACAUGGUCGUCCUGGCCACCUACAGGGAACAAGGAGUUCGUCCUCAACAGCUGUAGUUCUCCAGCGGUCUUCAGGGUGUCAAACGGCACCCCCACCUUCCCCCAUCUGCAACGGUCCUGGGGCAUCCCCGCCGGACACCUCUGAAGACCCCCUCCCCCAGAACCGGGACGAGGCUUCGAGUGGGGCGAUUGGGGAGGGAGACCAAGAUUAAACACAGAGCACCGGAAAGGCUCCCCUUCCCCACCCCGCCCGCUCCCCUGAAUCCCCGUUCAGUCACCCUACAGUCAACCUGCCUCGCUGGCCCCUCCUCCUCCUCGUUACAAGAGCAACACUGUGGUCACCGUUCCCCAGGGAGCUCCGAACCCAGACUGAACAUCGAGCUCCCCGGGAAAAUUCCCACGGCGACCCUUUCUCGCUGAUCCCGGGAUUCCCCGAGUUAAACCCUCUGUAGUGUGGCCUUUGCAAUAAAUGUUCCACACCACCCCUCGUUUUUAAAAAGAACGUUCCGAGUUUUUCUCCUUUCGAAAUAAAAAGUAUGUUGGAGC